Tyto alba (common barn owl) is the source of this 3004-nucleotide messenger RNA. Its product is annotated as interleukin-1 receptor type 1. NCBI's taxonomy places the organism in Eukaryota, Metazoa, Chordata, Aves, Strigiformes, Tytonidae. The transcript is spliced from 14 exons. Gene Ontology annotation, molecular function: interleukin-1, type I, activating receptor activity. Bases 480 to 2156 code for a protein of 558 amino acids. Gene Ontology annotation, biological process: regulation of inflammatory response; signal transduction. The record is from RefSeq and is a predicted model, not a curated record.
UUGGAGAGUUUUCGUCAGGGACCCGAGCAAAAUGCUGGAUGCGCUUUGGUUUUCUGCUUCGUAAAUUUGGCAACCGCACGCUUGUCUGGCGCGGACUGUUUGUAUGUGCUUGGAUUCUCGGGAACCAGGUAUCAGGAGAAAUGACAUAGAAAAUUCUUCGAAGUGCUGACUGCGAAAUGAGCUCCUUCCACUUGAUGCUGAAAGGAGGUAAACUGAAACUCCAAGAAUGAUGAUCAGCUCAUUGGCAAGUUACAGGAAAACCACAUACAAGGCAACUAAAUAGAAGCUAUGGUAUGAUUGCUUUGUCAGGUAAAGUGUCCGAAAGAAGUACAUACUUGGAGGCUGUUACACUGAGGUGUUGAACUCUGCAGUGUGUGUCCCUCCCUACUACCCCAACACUUCUGCAUAUGAAAUGUUUCAGAUGAAGGAGCUGGUGUGGCUUGUCACUAAAGUGAACUACAUUGGAUAGAAAACAAAAGAUGACAUCUACAUUUUUGCUCAUUGGUCAUCUCAUUCUACUGAUACCUAUGUUCAGUGCUGAAGAAUGCAUUAUUUGUGAUUACUUUGUGCUUGAUGAAGAGCCUACAGCUAUUAGUUGCCCAAUAAUUACAUUGCCAGUGCUUCACUCUGAUUACAAUCUGACGUGGUAUAAAAAUGGUAGUGCUACACCAAUAGCCACAGAGAGAGAUGCCAGGAUCCACCAGCGAGAGGGCUUGCUUUGGUUUAUCCCUGCAAUGAUGGAAGAUUCUGGACUUUAUGAAUGUGAUGUAAGGAGCCUUAACCACUCUAACAAAAAAACUAUAAAUUUAACAGUUUUUAAGAACGAUAACAGUUUGUGUUUUAAUGGAAAAAUGAAGUUUGAUCAAAAAGUGAUGAGCUCAAAUACUGGAAAGAUUAUAUGCCCUGAUCUAGAACAUUUUAAAGAUGAAGACAAUAAUCAGCCUGAAGUACACUGGUAUAAGGAGUGUAAGCCUGGAUUUCUUGAAGACAAGCGACUUCUUUUGGCAGAGGGUGAAAAUGCUGUCUUGAUUCACAACGUAACUGUGCAGGACAGAGGAAACUACACAUGCCGUAUGGUAUACACAUAUAUGGGGAAACAAUAUAAUGUUUCACGAACUGUGAGUCUAGAGGUUAAAGAAAGACCACAGCAGAUGAGUCCAGAAUUUAUUUAUCCAAAGAACAAUACAAUUGAAGUAGAACUUGGCUCUCAUGUAGUUAUGGAAUGUAAUAUAUCAAGUGGCAUAAAUGGCUUGAUUCCAUUCUGGCAAGUUAAUGAUGAGGAUGUUGAUAGCUUUGAUAGCACCUACAGGGAGCAGUUUUAUGAAGAGGGGAUGCCUCAUGGACUUGCUGUAUCUGGAACAAAAUUUAACAUUUCAGAAGUGAAAGUAAAGGAUUAUGCUUAUAAAUUUUUCUGUCACUUCAUAUAUGGUUCUCAACAAUUUACAGCCUACAUCAAACUGGAAUGUCCAGCUCGGAACGUGCAGGGUUACUUAAUUGGAGGAGGAGUUUCUUUAAUAUUUUUAGUAUUUUUUACUCUCUUUAUCUACAAGAUCUUCAGAAUUGAUAUUGUUCUUUGGUAUCGGGAUUCCUGCCAUCCUUUCCUGGGUAAAAAAGUUUCAGAUGGAAAGAUCUAUGAUGCUUACGUUCUUUAUCCAAGGAACAGAGCAAGCUGCUUGUAUUCAUCAGAUAUUUUUGCUCUGAAGAUACUGCCAGAGGUCUUAGAAAGACAGUGUGGAUAUAACCUCUUCAUAUUUGGGAGGGAUGAUUUACCAGGAGAGGCUGUGAUCAGCAUUGCUGAUGAAAAAAUGCGUCAAAGUAGAAGAGUGAUAAUUGUUUUAGUACCAGAACCCUCCAGUUACAGUAUUCUAGAAGAUGUGUCUGAAAAGCAGCUAGCCAUUUAUAAUGCUCUUAUCCAAGAAGGCAUUAAAGUAAUUCUCAUUGAACUUGAAAAAAUAGAAGAUUAUGCAACCAUGCCAGAAUCCAUCAGGUAUGUUAAGCAAAAGCAUGGGGCUAUCCGAUGGAAAGGGGACUUCUCGGAAAGGUCUCACUCAGCAAGUACCAGAUUCUGGAAGAAGGUGCGCUACCACAUGCCAUCCAGAAGAAACAGAUCUUCAUCAGGAUUACAUUUGUUACCCAAGAACUUUAAUUCUUCCUAAAUAACAAAAGAAAAAUGACACUCAAUGACUAAUUCAGUUCACACAGUUGGUGAUGGAUUGAUUGAAGGUCACAUGUAUCUGUUUUCUGCAGACAAUCUUACCCAAAUUUUCUGGACUGAAGGUACUACAACGUAAUCUACAGAUGUGAAUCAUUUUUUCUUGUGGCCAGAUCAAUAGAACGCCUUGAAAUGUCAUCAAUAGCACAGUGAUGACAUGGAAACCACACAGGAAGUACACAAGGCCUUCACUUGCACUGUGAUUUGGUGGAAUUAUUUUGGUAUUAAAAACGGAAGGGGAAAAAAACUAUCAAAAAACCCGGAAAACUUGGGUUUUGCAAUUAAAGGUUGAAUAUGAAGGGAACUAUAUUAAUUAUAAUUGUGAUAUUAUGUAAUGGGCAUGGCUGAUGCCGGUCAAUAUUUUUGUUUCAAUUUUUUUAAUGAAAUGACACAAAAUUUUCUUUUGUUACAAGUUUGUUAUUCGCCUUGUUCAGUUUGCUGAAAGAUAAAUCCCUCUGGUACUGCAUCACUGUGUUAUCAUCCAAGAGAAAAGCUCGCAGUAUGCAGGCCAGCCAACAGAGUUCCAGCGACCUCGGGCCUCCGGAAUUACUUUUGCUGACUGGAAUAGAUCGAAUGAAAAACUGCUACUUGUUAUCCCUACUUUUAGGGAUAUUCUACUGAGCCAAAAUACUGUUGUUUGUUUGUUUGUUUUUUUUUUUUUUUUUAGAUUUGUUCCUUUUGAUAUAUUUAUACAAACGAUGCUAAGGUUUUCAUGUGUGUUAUGUAAAGGCACUUUGAAGAAAGGUCCAUUUUUUCAUUCAAUAAAGGCACUACAUUUUUUUUUUUCUUGCA